AUGAAAAGAAAAGUGGAGAUUACAGCUGCGGUCUCUGACCCGUUUUCCCUUGAAAAUGCUGGUUGCGUCACCAAGACCACCUCUAUGCAAAGUUCAAGUUGCGACAUGAAGAAAGAGCUGCGAAAGAGAGUGCGUCAGGCUCUACGAAGCUUCACUUCCGAGAACUAUCUCUCGCAAGGAAAAGAUUUGCAGCUUCAUUUUCUCGCGAGCGAAACGUACAAAAACAGCAAGGGUUUGGGCAUCUACUUGCCGAUGCGUCGCGCUGACCGGCGUGAAGCACCAACAGAGCUAAUUGUAGCCUUUGCGCUUCUGCGGGAUAAGAAGCGGGUCUUCGUUCCAACGGUGUCACCUGUCUUGUCUGAGAAAGGACCAUCUCCUCAUGAAAACGCUGCCGAAAGAAAUGAAAUUGGUUUUGUGGAACUCGAGCAAUGCCCUUCAUCAGAUGGAGAAGUUUUAGGAGACGAUGAAGACGCCGCGCGUUUGCUUGAGGCUUUCGAGAAAACAGUUUUACAGCAUUUGCCUCUUUCCAAUUACGGCAUACCCGAACCACCUCUCGACUUGCGCACUCCCGAAGGACUGGCUAAGAAUUCCGAAGCCGUGGCUACUAUGGACGUCAUAAUCGUGCCGGGGGUUGCUUUUUCAACGCGCACAGGAGGCCGCAUUGGUCAGGGUGCUGGGUUCUACGAUCGAUUCGUUGCAACGCACUAUAAUUACAAAAAGCAAUCUGAUGAAGACAACAGAAACACAACACGGGCGAAACUUAUUGGCUAUGGCUUAGAUGUACAAAUGAUUUCUGACUUUCCUACAGGUCUGGAACAAGAGUGGGACCAGCCACUCGACCACUUGAUAAGCCCCUCCGGGUGGCUGAUGUAGCCACGAG
This is a messenger RNA of Amoebophrya sp. A25, 880 nucleotides long. The record is from the annotation of a GenBank genome assembly. Lineage: Eukaryota; Dinophyceae; Syndiniales; Amoebophryaceae.